Messenger RNA from Morone saxatilis (striped sea-bass), 5966 nucleotides. RefSeq names its product toll-like receptor 18 (gene tlr18). The transcript has 5 exons. Gene Ontology annotation, cellular component: membrane. Bases 205 to 2889 code for a protein of 894 amino acids. The record is from RefSeq and is a predicted model, not a curated record. Gene Ontology annotation, molecular function: transmembrane signaling receptor activity; protein binding. Gene Ontology annotation, biological process: toll-like receptor signaling pathway; inflammatory response; immune response. Lineage: Eukaryota; Metazoa; Chordata; Actinopteri; Moronidae.
UGUUGAGUCACUUCUCACCAAGCGUCUAACACACAGCACAGGUUAAAAUGUGUUGUUAAAAAGUCAGACUGACGAAGAACAGACGAUUCUGACUGCCCAUCUCCAGGACCAGCUGUCCACUGUUGACCAGAUUAGAUAACCGAGGAGUGUUUCCUCAAUGAAGCAGCGUCACGACUGCUGUUUUCUGCCCCAGACAAUGUUUAUAUGUCAGGGAAGGAAGAUGACGGCCACACAGUAAACACAAGGUCUUUCAAGAUGAUUUGGACAUUUUUUCAUUUUGGUGCUCUCCUUCUUGGAGCAUUCACAUCCCCAACUCCAUCUCCAUCCCCAACCAGUAGCACUGACGAAGGAGUCUGUCACAUCUACAACUCUGGCCGCUCUGCAGACUGUCUGGGAAGACAGCUUGAAGGUGUCCCAUGGAAACAAUUUCCAUCCACACUGGAGGACAUAGAUCUAUCUUACAAUAAACUUCAAGCUGUCUAUGCUGAGGACUUCCUCCGCCUCCCUAAGCUUCAAAUCCUUAAACUGCGGUACAAUAACAUUUCACACAUUGACAAUGAUGCCUUUAAAAACAACAUACUACUGGAGCAGCUUGACAUCUUCAAUAACUCCCUGCAAGAAAUUCCUGCCACAGCUCUGACUCCUCUCAUGAAUCUAAAGGAGCUCAAAAUGUCCAAUAACCUUUACAAACAUGUCACUUUGGCUGACAGCUUCUCCAAAUUUGUCAAACUCAAAGUUCUCUCUAUGGGUGGCCCUCUGGUGAUGGGUCUAAAGAAAGCGGAUUUUCAGCCCCUGAAAAACAUUAAGUUAGAAGUUUUUGCCAUCAAAUGUUCUUCCAAUCUUAGUUACUACGAGCCUGGAAGUUUAGAAAUCAUCCAGACAAAACAGAUGGGAUUUGAUAUGGCCAUAGAUCAACGGCCAAACGCUCUCCUCCACAUGCUACAUGACCUUGCCAACAAGACCUUCAGCGUCAUCCAGUUCCGCAACCUAUUUGAGUUCAUGUACUACAUGGGAGAUGAGGACAUUUUCCAGGGUUUAAAACACAUCACAGCACAUCAGCUCAUCUUUCACAGAGGUAAAUUCAAUGAGAAUCUCCUGAGGAUGGCUUUAAUAAACUUACAAGUCGCCCCUAUCAAAAGGUUGAGACUUCAGUACAUCGACUUUGCCCGUUCACCCACAUUUGUCAAUAGUGGAGCAGGUUCCAGCAUCACAGACCUGGCACUGGAUAAAUUGGAUCUUUGGUAUAUCAGCAAUCCUGAUGUGCUGCGAUUUGACUGGCGCUUCACCUGGUUCAACAAAAUUAAGGAACUCUCUAUUCAGUACGUGUACUUCAACUCUGUGCCUUGCGAUUCCUGGGUUGAGAUGGAAGGUGUGGAGUUUCUGGAUGUAUCCAAUAAUCGACUACAGAAUGAGUUUCUCUUCAACCAGCAGUGUGAUUACAAGGGCACCAUGCCAAGUCUUCACACCUUUAACAUGAGCAACAAUGACCUGACCAGCUUAAAAGAUUUGUCAUCCCUAACAAGGGAGUUCCAUCAGCUGCAGGUAUUGGAUUUUAGCAACAACAAACUGGGAUCUGCUGAAAACUGUCAGGACUGCAUUUGGCAAAAAAAUAUCACUCGCCUUAUCGCUCACCACAAUCAAUUCAUAAGUGAAGCCCUCUGUUGUCUCCCCACCACAGUGCAAUACUUGGACCUGUCCUACUGCAACCUGGAUCACCUGGACAUAACAUACUUUGAGAAAGCCACCAACCUGAAAGAACUCCUGCUGAGUGGGAAUAAAAUCAAGUUCAUCCCAUCUAAGUGGGAAAGUCCAUCACUGCAGUCACUAGCUUUGGAUGGGAAUUCAUUUGGUCUUAUUAGCAAGGAGUCCUUCGAGGACAUGCCUCAACUCUCUCGCCUGAGGGCAGGGAACAAUCCUUACCAUUGUACUUGUGAGCUCCAUGCUUUUGUCCAGGACACAAUGUCAAAAGGAAAGGUUAACCUCACAGACUGGCCAUGGAACUAUAAGUGUUACCACCCAGAAGCUUUGCUCAACACAGCUAUAUCCAAAUACUUCCCAGGUCAAGUGGCGUGUGAUAUCAGACUAGUUAUCAUCAUCUGUGUUGCGACCACUGCAGCAGUUAUCUUGAUAUUGAUGCUCAUUUGCUAUAUUUUUGACCUCCCCUGGUACACUAAAGCCACGUAUCAGAUCAUCAGGGCCAAAUACAGAGCUCACAAGGAAAAAAUGGCUGGAGAAUUAGGAACUUUUACUUAUCAUGCCUUCAUAUCCUAUUGCCACUCUGAUGCGGACUGGGUGAGGGACCAGCUCUUGCCCUGUUUGGAGAACAACAAGGAUCCCUAUCGUCUGUGUAUUCAUGAGAGGGACUUCAUGCCAGGAAGGUGGAUCAUCGAUAACAUAAUUGACAACAUUGAAAGCAGUCGUAAGGUAAUAUUUGUCCUCUCCCGGCACUUCGUUAACAGCGAGUGGUGCAACUAUGAGCUUUACUUCGCUCAGCAGAGAGCAAUGGGAAAGACCUUCAGUGAUGUCAUACUAGUGGUGAAGGAACCCAUUGAUCCCAGCUCCUUGCCCAGCAAGUAUUGCAAGCUUAAGAAGAUGCUGAGUACCAAGACGUACUUAGAGUGGCCCCAGCAGGUCAACCAGCAGGCAUUUUUCUGGUCGCAGCUGAAGAGUGUUCUAGGCAAACCGACAAUGACCCGAGAUGGAGCACACAGUAUAAAGAGCAGAACAUCAUCUAUAGGAGGCAUUUCUGUGAUUGGGCCCCUCAUAGAUAGGAGGCCAGAUACAGCAACACCUAAUGUAGACAAAGAGACAAAAUCUCAAAAGGAAAUUAUUAACAGGAAUAAUGAUGAGCUGUCAAAUCAGAGACAAAUCCCUGUGGUAGCAUUUUGAGAAAAAAUUAAUAUUGCGCUAAUAACUGCUCACAUUCCUUCAGUAUUGUCUCAGUAAUGGCCUGAACUCAAGUGAACUUUUGUGUGCGGGUUAUAUCAUGCUGGAAGCAAAAGCCAAUGUCUCAUUAUGAUGACAGACAAAAACAUGAUCCCUUUCUGCCUAUGGCACUCUGUCAUGUUAUCCCUGAGGCCAGAGCUGAUGCCCUCUACUCCACACUCCCUCUGAGCUUCUCAGGCCAGUUGCCCUGCUGACAGGCGCUGAAAGGCCACAAACUCAAUGGCUCAAAUGAGAUCUCCCAUGUCGCACUCUGGAUAACAAGCGAGGUGCUAGGAAGAUGUGGUGACAGGAGCCACAUUGAAAAAAGACUGUGUUCUGUUACAUUGUUGGCCCUCAGAGGUACGAGAUCAUGAAUGUUCCAAUUCUGAUACUCCAGGGCCGAGCCAAAGGCCACACAGGCUAUAUUAUAGUUGUUGUGUUUUAGGGAGAUUGGCCCAAAAUCACUAGUGAAUGUUGGUAGAUCAUUGGAUUCAACACUCCAUGUUAGCUUUUGAAUACAGGCAAUGAUUAAGCAUCAUGGUCAGGUAAAUACAAAUUUGAUUGCUAGCAAAUGGCUGUCUUAACUUGAUUUUGUCCAGUUGUCCAACAGUUUCCUAUUUAUAAAACCAAUAUUAGCCAGUACUAACCCAAGUACUAAAGUGUUAUAAAGUAACAUGUGUGCUAGAUGUCAUGAAUGUAAAGUAAUGUUAUAGGCUAAUGUGCAAGUUUUAUUCCAAUUUGUUUGUAAUUUGUUUUAUGUUACUGAUUGAAGCAUACCAUGGACAGUAGGCAAAUGUAAAUACUUUAUCAUUGUUUGUAAGCCUUUUUAUUGUACGAUACUUUGGACAACAGUAGCUCUUAUAUAAGGAUUCAUUUGAGUGAGUUGAGCUCACACUUGUGCCUUGAAAGCAUUUCACAUUCAAUAUUUAGCAGAGGUGGGACUAAGUCAUUACAGAGUAAUGAUAUUUGCACAGAUCAUGUAUGCUUUUAGGAUCUGUAUUUAUUUAUCAAAACUUUUUUUGCAAGAACAUUCUUCAAACACAUUUACAAAAAACAAAUGCAAAUGUAAUUAUUUGCACAAAAAGUGCUGACAUUGUAUAGCAUAUUGCACUAUAACUAGUUCUACAGCAGUUUCUGUCCUGUCUUGUAUUUAUUUUAUCUCAUAUUGUCUGUGUGUGUGUGUGUGUAAGGACGGGUGGUGGGGGGAUAACAACUUCAUGAACAUAACAAUGAACAGGGUUGUGCUUUUUCUAUGUCAGGGCCCUAUGCGGCAUUGCAUUUGCAAAAGAUCAAAUUGGCCAAGAGUCUGUCAGUCAUUUGUGCACGAUGGGGACGUAGUAUAAUGCCACCAUGGCCACUCGGAAGAGUGAAGGAAGAGACUUCAUGUUCAAUGCAACAAGGCCGUUCUAUCCUUCGGCUAUGUCAAGGUGGUGACUUAGCUGUAGUGCUGGAGUGGUCCCAACAAUCAUCAAGUUGCACAGUAUUGCAUUGGUGAUAGCUUUCUGCUGUGAAUGACUCAUGCUGUAAUGCCCUACACGACAGUCCAGGAAUUGUGAGAUUGAAGGCUGUUGUGGUUCAUUUAUGAUGCUUUUGUUCAUCUGGUAUUCUUCAAAUCUGUAAGAGGUAAGCAUAUUAAACAGAUGUCAGAAAAUCCCUUAUAGCCACACAUGAAUUGUAUUUGAAACUACUCUUUGUCUCUUCUGUCAAGUCGAGUCAUCAAAUUCAUGACUCGAGUCUGACUCGAGUCCAAGUCAUGUGACUCGAGUCCACACCUCUGGUAUUUAGUCAGUAUCUGGAAACCCUGACUUUACAUGUAAGGCAGUUUGCAGAGUUUGCAAAUGGCCAGUAGAUGACACUCUUGAACUUGUAGAAAGAAAGCAAGAGUAAAAAGAAAGCAGGAGUACAGACAGUAUGUCAGAAAAUAAUGCUGAAUUGGUAUGUAUUUGCAUUUAUGAUGAGUAAUCAGGCCACACAAGUCCUCACCGCUGUAUAUGUGAAGUAUUUUAUGUAAUAAAUGCACUUUCAGAAUAUAAGGAAUGCUACCAUGGAACACAUGAAAUUACAGUUUUGUUAAAAAAAAUUUUUUUUUACAGUUUUAAAAAACGUUAUUUUAAACGUUUUGUGUCCAGAAUCAGUUAUGCAAAACAGGCAUAUAGUGCCAAAGUGCUUUACAGUGUUCAAUCAUUUAGAGACGCAAUAGAAAUUUACAAUAUAUGCCUGAUUUUAAUUCAUUAUUUCUCUGCUGUAUAGAUGUAAUUUCACUUCUACAAUCAUGACUAAAAGUGUUUUUAUUUGAUUGUACACAAAAUACAUCACCCAUCCACUUCUUGUGGAUCUCAGUUGGUUUGUGGCUUUCUGAAACAUUACUUGUUUCAAGUAGAGACAUUUUUAGUCUUUAAAAUUUGUACAGACACCAAGGUAAAAAGUAGUUAUGCAUAUCAAUGAGAUAUUGUAUAUAUAAUAUUGUUCUGGGUACAUAAGAUACAUUUGUGUUUCUAAUGGAAAGCUGAAUAGUCAAAGAUUACCAAAUUAUCUCAUAACUCCGGUGACCCUUUUUUUCUUUGCAGCGCUGUAUUAAAUGCACUUUACUUUUGAGAAAUGAAGCCCCAAGUUAAAUGUUUAACUAGAAGCAUGCAAAUAUCCAUAAAGCCUUUAUACUGGUCAACUUGAGAUACCAAUGUAAAUCAACCCCAAUGGUUUGCAUUCAGUGAAUAAAGGAUUUUGGUUGCCUGGCCUGAACUUAAUUUGUAUUGCUACUCAAGUUGCACUGUCAUUCAAGCAUAAUCAUUCCCUUAAUUGCAAAUAAGCAUAAGUAAGGCCUAAUAAAAUGAACACAGGCAACACACAGGGAAAAAAGUUAUGGCAGGAAAAAUGUAGUAAUUGCUUCAGCCCAUUUCUUGUAUUAUUUGUCAGUAGCACUGGAGGCAAAUGCCAAAUAGUAAUGAAGACAUUUUGGAGUGCUAUAUUUGGCAUAUUGCACACAGAUAUUCGCAAAGCUCCUAAAGAUAAAACUGUAUAGGUUAACAGAGGUCAGGUCAUAA